Messenger RNA from Eremothecium sinecaudum, 876 nucleotides. It is a transcript of the gene ATP3, whose product is annotated as F1F0 ATP synthase subunit gamma. Gene Ontology annotation, molecular function: proton-transporting ATP synthase activity, rotational mechanism. Gene Ontology annotation, biological process: proton motive force-driven ATP synthesis. NCBI's taxonomy places the organism in Eukaryota, Fungi, Ascomycota, Saccharomycetes, Saccharomycetales, Saccharomycetaceae. The record is from RefSeq and is a predicted model, not a curated record. Bases 1 to 876 code for a protein of 291 amino acids. The transcript has a single exon.
AUGUUUGCUAGUGUUAGGGGUGCAUCCAUUGCCACUGUGCGUGGGCUGCAGAGAAACUAUGCCACUUUGAGAGAAAUUGAAACAAGGUUGAAGUCUAUUAAGAACAUUGAAAAGAUUACCAAAACAAUGAAGGUUGUUGCUUCUACCAGAUUGUCAAAGGCUGAUAGGGCUAAGCAAACUGCCAGAAAGUACUCCGAAGCGGACACUGAUUUUUACAAGCAUGCUGCUACUACUUUCGAUGCUGCUCAGGAGAAAAGUUUGAUUAUUGCAAUCACCUCUGAUAAAGGUUUGUGUGGUUCUAUUCACUCUCAAUUGGCCAAGAGCGUCAGAGCGCAAUUAGCAAAGACCCCUGAAGCCGAUCUUAUUACCAUUGGUGACAAGGUUAAGAACCAACUUCUCAGAUCAAAUCCACAGAACUUGAAGAUGUCUUUCAAUGGUAUUGGUAAGGAAGCUCCAAACUUUGAAGAGUCUGCAUUGAUUGCAGACAAAAUCUUGCAAUUCGGUGCUGGAAAAUACUCCAAGGUCACGGUUUUCUACAACCGUCCAAUUUCUUCUUUGUCCUUUGAGCCUUCCCAAAAGACUGUAUACAAUCCUCAAGCCAUUGAGAGCUCUCCUUCUAUCUCUAAGUAUGAAAUUGAUGGUGAUGCAGGUGUUUCUCAAGACUUGUUUGAAUUCACUUUGGCUAACCAGAUCUUGUCUGCUAUGGCCGAUGGUUAUUCCGCUGAAAUCUCUGCCAGAAGAAAUGCGAUGGAUAACGCUUCCAAGAACGCUGGUGAGAUGAUUAACAAGAACUCCAUUCUAUACAACAGAACCAGACAAGCUGUCAUCACCAACGAAUUGGUAGAUAUCAUUACUGGUGCAUCAUCCUUGGACUGA